AUGUCUGAACCUAAUCUAUGUUUACUCUAUCAGAAUUGUACAUCACCACUCACUCCUUCAGGUACAUUGUAUAAAACUAUUCUUAUCGUCGUUGCCGGUUCAAUUCUAUCCUUAUUGACAACUAUUGGCAAUUUACUUGUGUUGAUUUCAUUUCGCAUUAAUAAACAAUUACGAACUGUAACGAAUUACUUUCUUCUCUCGCUUGCUAUAGCUGAUUUCACUAUUGGAUGCUUUUCUAUGCCGAUAUUUUUCACUUUUUUUGGAAGAGAUCGCUGGCCAUUCAACUCAUUUUUAUGUGAUGUUUGGUUAAGUGUCGAUUACACAAUGUCCAAUGCAUCUGUUGCUAAUUUACUUCUGAUAUGCUUCGAUCGAUACUUUUCAAUAACACGGCCGUUGACAUAUCGAGCGAAACGAACGCCAAAACGUGUCUCAUUGAUGAUCGCUUGUGGUUGGACUAUAUCAUGUUUGAUUUGGACACCGUGGAUCUGGGCAUGGCCGUUGCUUGACAAGAGUCGUCCGCCAGGUGAAUGUCAUUUGCCGUUUGCUUCAAAAGCAACAGUGGCGAUUCCAACGGCGAUAGCUGCAUUCUAUUUGCCUGUUACGCUCAUGUGUUUGCUCUAUUUUCGUAUAUAUCGUGAAACAGUGAAACGUCGAAAAGAAUUACAUCUCCUUCAAGCACAACAUCACACUUCGUUGUCUCAAACACCGCCAGCAACAGCAAAUACCAAUACUAAUGGUCGUUUUACAAAAAAUUUAAGUAUUGCUGGUACAACAUCAGGCAUGGAGCAGGAUGAAAGCGUCUCAACAGAUUCUAAUCGAUCUCAUGGACGAAUUCUGUCGAUUCAAACAUCAACAAAUAAGAAACUCAUCUUAUCACAUCGAAAUCAAUCACGGCGAUAUUGUUGCUGCUGGAAAAGGCAAUGUGAAGAAACACAUUCGAAAGCAGGUAAAGACGACGAUGACGAUUCAUCGAGUGAAUUUCGUCCAGUCAUAUCUCCAACAAUCGAUCAGAACUUAGCUGAUGCGUAUUUACUCUCGAAUAAUAAUGGAAAACUCUCGCUGAUCAAUGAUCAUUCGAAUCCAAUUCAAGACACAUUAGAUCAAACGAAAUCACUUCCAUCAACCGAUCCAUGGAUACGUCGAUGCGAUCAACCCCUAUCGACGGAAUCUGUUUGUGAUCAAGAACAAUGUCAAAAGUCGACUCAAUAUGAAACUCAUCCAUGUUAUCAAUCUUUAUCAUCAACAUCUGAAGAUUGUCUUUCUCAUCAUCAUCAUCCGCAACAGCAAACCUAUCGACAAAUAUUAAUCAAUUCUAUCGAUAAAGAUAUCGAAUAUGUAGAAUCGAGAUUACGCGGUCAAACAACAGUUUCACUUCCAACCACACAUUCAACAACGUUUGCACACGAGAAUACUUGGCGACGUUCAUCGAAUCGAAACUAUCCCAACAUCCUAUCAUCCAAUGAUCCACCACCGAAUCGGAAAUCUUCGAACUUAAACACCAAACAAUCAUCAAAUGAUGCGAUCAGUACAAAUAAAGCAAACAAAACUCCAACGAAUGAAAACAUCAAACCAAACAAACGACGUAUCGAAAAAAUCAAAGACCAGAAAGCAGCCAAAACAUUGAGUGCGAUUCUCAUCGCAUUCAUUGUCACAUGGCUUCCAUACAAUACAAAUAUAAUUAUAUCAACCAUCAAGCCAGAUGCAUUUCAAUAUGGUUUUCCAAUGUAUUGGGAACGAUUUGGCUAUAUGUUAUGCUAUGUAAAUUCGACAAUAAAUCCGAUGCUCUAUGCACUGUGUAACGGAACAUUUCGACGAACAUUUGCUCGUAUACUCCGCUGUCAGUGUCAACGACGUCAUACGUUAAAGCAUAUUCAGAAAGCGUAUUACUUUCAGACGAAAACCAACGUGCCUAAUCACAAUUUCUAG
This is a messenger RNA of Adineta ricciae, 1926 nucleotides long. The record is from the annotation of a GenBank genome assembly. Lineage: Eukaryota; Metazoa; Rotifera; Eurotatoria; Adinetida; Adinetidae.